Molecule: messenger RNA, 1464 nt
Organism: Geodia barretti
Lineage: Eukaryota; Metazoa; Porifera; Demospongiae; Tetractinellida; Geodiidae
Source: the annotation of a GenBank genome assembly
AUGAGCGCACAGCAAGAGGCCGCGCAGGCCGUCGAAUCCUACGCGGGCGAGCGCUACAAGUACGGCUUCGUCACCGAUGUCGAGGUCGACUCCGCGCCUCCCGGACUCGAUCACAACACCAUCCGGUUCAUCUCCGCCAAGAAGGGCGAGCCCGAGUGGCUAUUGGCCUGGCGUCUCAAGGCCUUCGAGCGUUGGCUUCAGAUGGAGGACGAGGAGCCGACGUGGGCGAAAGUUCACUACCCGCCCAUCAACUAUCAGGACGCCUGCUACUACUCCGCGCCCAAGUCCGACUCCGACCGGCCGAAGAGCCUGGACGAGAUCGACCCGGAGCUUCUGAAGACCUACGAGAAGCUCGGCAUCCCACUCCAGGAGCAGGAGAUGCUGGCGGGUGUCGCGGUCGAUGCGGUGUUCGACAGCGUCUCGGUCGCGACCACGUUCAAGGACAAACUCGGCGAGAUGGGCAUCAUCUUCUGCUCGAUCUCGGAUGCGGUGAAGGAGCAUCCGGACCUGGUGCAGCGCUACCUCGGCUCCGUGGUGCCCUAUUCGGACAACUUCUUCGCGACCCUGAACUCGGCGGUGUUCACCGACGGCUCCUUCGUCUACGUGCCGAAGGGCGUGCGCUGCCCGAUGGAGCUUUCCACCUACUUCCGCAUCAACGCCGCCAACACCGGCCAGUUCGAGCGCACGCUCAUCAUCGCCGACGAGGGCUCCUACGUGAGCUAUCUCGAAGGCUGUACGGCGCCGAUGCGCGACGAGAACCAGCUCCAUGCCGCCGUGGUCGAGCUGAUCGCGCUCGAUGAUGCCGAAAUCAAGUACUCCACGGUGCAGAACUGGUAUCCGGGCGACGCCGACGGCAAGGGCGGGAUCUACAACUUCGUCACCAAGCGCGGCGCCUGCCGCGGCGCCAACGCCAAGAUCUCCUGGACGCAGGUGGAACCGGGCUCGGCGAUCACCUGGAAGUAUCCGAGCUGUAUCCUCCAGGGCGACAACUCGGUGGGUGAGUUCUACUCGAUCGCCAUCACCAACAACCGCCAGCAGGCGGAUACCGGCACCAAGAUGAUCCACAUCGGCCGCAACACGAAGAGCCGGAUCGUCUCCAAGGGCAUCGCCGCCGGGCGUUCGGACAGCACCUAUCGCGGCCUCGUUCGCAUCCAGCCCAAGGCCGAAGGCGCGCGCAACCACACCCAAUGCGAUUCGCUGCUGAUCGGCGACAAAUGCGGCGCCCAUACCGUGCCGUACAUCGAAUCGCGCAACCCGAGAGCGCGUGUCGAGCACGAGGCGACAACCUCCAAGAUCAGCGAGGACCAGCUCUUCUACUGCCGCCAGCGCGGCAUCGACGAGGAGGACGCCGUCGCGCUCAUCGUCAACGGCUUCUGCCGCGAGGUGCUGCAGGAGCUGCCGAUGGAGUUCGCCGUCGAGGCCCAAAAACUGGUGGCGAUCAGCCUGGAAGGCAGCGUCGGCUAG